Molecule: messenger RNA, 1443 nt
Organism: Neohortaea acidophila
Lineage: Eukaryota; Fungi; Ascomycota; Dothideomycetes; Mycosphaerellales; Teratosphaeriaceae
Product: 6-phosphofructo-2-kinase-domain-containing protein
Exons: 3
Coding region: 1-1443 (480 amino acids)
Biological process (GO): fructose 2,6-bisphosphate metabolic process; fructose metabolic process
Cellular component (GO): cytosol
Molecular function (GO): ATP binding; 6-phosphofructo-2-kinase activity; fructose-2,6-bisphosphate 2-phosphatase activity
Source: RefSeq, a predicted model, not a curated record
AUGCGGCCGGCAACAAGAACAAGAGGUAGCUCCAACGCCGUCACCAAUGGCGUGGGCGUGCAGGCUGAAGACACUCGCAUUUGCGUCGUCAUGGUCGGUUUGCCUGCGCGAGGAAAGAGUCUGAUUGCCCAGAAGGUCGUGCGCUAUCUCGGCUGGCUGAGCAUUACGGCGAAAUGCUUCAACGUCGGCAACUACCGCCGCACCGCCACUCCUCAGCCCAACGCCGCCUUCUUCGACACCAGCAACAAGGAAGGCGAACGGCUUCGCAAAGCCGCCGCCGAGGCCGCAGUGGACGACAUGUGCAAAUGGUUCCGCUCGCCCGACAACCUCAUCGCCAUCCUCGAUGCCACCAACUCCACCAAACCCCGACGACGAUGGAUCAAAGAGCGCUGCGACGCAGAGGGCAUAGAAACUAUCUUUGUGGAGAGCAAGUGCGAUCGCGAGGACAUCAUACUAAGCAACAUUCUCGAGGUGAAGACGACAAGCCCCGACUACGAGGGGCUGGAUCCCGAGCACGCGGCCAAGGACUUCCUGGAGCGGAUAAAGAUGUAUGAGCGGGUGUAUGAGACGCUGGACGAGGACGAGGCGGACAUGACGUAUUGCAAGAUUAUCAACGUGGGCUCGCAGGUCAUCAUCAAUCGCAUCCAGGACUACUUGCAGUCGCGCGUGGUGUACUACCUGAUGAAUCUGCACAUCAAACCGCGCUCCAUAUGGAUCAGUCGGCACGGCGAGUCAAUGUACAACUUGUCCGGACAAAUUGGCGGCGAUGCAAACCUAUCUGCACGCGGCAGGAAAUACGCCGAAGAGUUGCCGACAUUAGUCAAGCGAUCCGCCGGUGACAGCCCCCUUACCGUCUGGACAUCGACUCUCAAGCGAACGGCGCAAACAGCGCAACACCUCCCCUACGAAAAGCUAGCGUGGAAGGCGCUGGACGAGCUCGAUUCCGGUGUCUGCGACGGCCUGACCUACGCCGAAAUCGAGGAGAAGUAUCCGCGCGACUUCAAAGCGCGCGACGAAGACAAGUACAAUUAUCGCUACCUCGGCGGCGAGAGCUACCGCGAUGUCGUGAUACGUCUCGAGCCCAUCAUCAUGGAGCUGGAGCGGUCGGAGAACAUCCUCAUCGUCACGCAUCAGGCCGUCCUGCGCUGCAUCUAUGCUUAUUUCAUGGGCAGCACCCAGGAGAAGAGUCCGUGGAUGGAGGUGCCGUUGCAUUGCUUGAUUCGGUUGACGCCGAGGGCGUACAAGACGGAGGAGGAGCGGUUAUUUGCCGAUGUGCCGGCAGUCAGUACGUGGCGGGAAAAGGGGAGUAAGGCUGCGCAUCAGGUACAGACGCUGAGCAUCUCGGAAUGUGCAGAAAUGUGUACUGACAUCGCUUGCGCGCAGGAUACCCCCGAGAACUCACGACGGCCGAGUCCGUCGAUAGCAGCGCAGACGAAGCCUUGA